AGCAGCGUGGGGUCGCAUCGGCCCGGGGCUAGUGUGGCCCGCCGCUCAGCCUGCAGCCAUGGAACCCGGGCCGCCGGGCAGCUCCAGGCCCACGGAGCCGGGUCCUUGCCUGAGCAGUCAGCAAGGCGCGGACCAAGCGGCUUCCGCCUCACUGCAGAGCGCGGCUGGGGCCCAGCCCGGACGCCACUCGCUCGCGGUGGCUGCGGUGUUGCCGGCGGGGGGGUGCGGAGAGAGGAUGGGUGUCCCCACCCCGAAGCAAUUCUGCCCCAUCCUGGAAAGGCCGCUCAUCAGCUACACCCUGCAGGCCCUGGAGAGAGUAUAUUGGAUAAAGGACAUUGUUGUGGCAGUAACUGGAGAGAACAUGGAAGUAAUGAAAAGUAUUAUUCAGAAGUAUCAGCAUAAACGCAUCUCACUGGUCGAAGCUGGAGUGACCCGCCACAGGUCAAUUUUCAAUGGACUAAAAGCACUGGCGGAAGAUCAGCUCAACUGUAAACUCUCUAAGCCAGAAAUAGUGAUUGUCCACGAUGCUGUGAGGCCAUUUGUUGAGGAAGAUACCCUCCUUAAAGUUGUCACAGCUGCUAAGAAACAUGGGGCAGCAGGAGCCAUUCGACCUCUUGUAUCUACUGUCAUUAGCCCAUCUGCUGAUGGUUGCUUAGACCACUCGCUAGAACGUGCAAGACACCGAGCAAGUGAAAUGCCUCAGGCUUUUCUGUUUGAUGUGAUUUAUGAAGCAUAUCAGCAGUGUAGUGACUAUGACUUGGAAUUUGGAACUGAGUGUUUGCAGUUGGCCCUAAAAUACUGUUGCACUAAAGCCAAACUUGUAGAAGGAUCACCUGACCUCUGGAAGGUGACCUACAAACGAGAUCUGUAUGCGGUUGAAUCGAUUAUUAAAGAGAAAAUUUCCCAAGAGAUUUGUGUAGUUACAGAUAUAGAGGAAGAUAACAAAUAUGUAAGUCAUCUUCUUGAAGAAGUGCUAAAAAGUGAAUUAAAUCAUGUAAAAGUCACUUCUGAGGCUCUGUGUCAUGCUGGCAGAGAUCUUCAGCAAAUCAUCCUAGAUCAGUGCUACAAUUUUGUUUGUGUGAAUGUUAUGACUUCUGACUUUCAAGAAACCCAGAAGUUACUGAGCAUGCUUGAAGAAAGUAAUCUUUCCAUUUUAUAUCCUGUUGUUGUUGUUUCAGUUCAUUUUCUUGAUUUUAAAUUAGUACCUCCCAGUCAGAAAAUGGAAAGCCUAAUGCUGAUUAGAGAAUUUGCAAAGGAAGUAAAAAAAAGAAAUAUUUGGUUAUGUGGUCUUCUCAUAUCUUACCCACAGGCAUGUGAGGUUAGCUGAGCAAUAGCAAAUGUGGCCCUUACUGUAAAUUCAAGAAAAUAAGUAAUGGUGAAUAGCUGUUUUGCCUUCUGCUGCCUGUAGACUAAUUGUUUGCAAGCCUCUAUCUUGAGAAGUGCUGUGUAUAUUGCAUUCAGAUUACAGAUAUUUUCAGCUGGUCUAUAUUUGGGGCUUAAUGAGAAAGCAUGUAUGCUAAGAAUUGCAGGGAGGUGUCUCUUCUAAAUCUUUGAAUUAUGAAUUCUCUGAUGUAAAAUAUGCAGUAAAGAAAGAUAAUCAGUACAAAUCCAAAAAGUUACCUAAUUAUGAUUUUUAAAAUAUCUUAAAGUCACAGAAAUUACAUUUGCUUCUACUGUUAUAGAUUCCUUGGCUUUAACAAAGCUUCUAAAGACAGGGGACUAUCUCUCUAUAACUUUUCCAUUAUAAUUGGUGCUAAAUUUAAAUGAAUUAUCUCUAAAUUUUGUAGUUAUCAAAUUCCAAAGUUUAGUUUAGGUAUGGUGGGUAAAUGAUUGCUAACUCCUUGCCUCCUCAGUUUCUUUCUUUCUUUCUUUGUUUUUUGAUAAAUUUAAGGCAGUACAAUUUUGUUGGAUGCAUAUGUUGUGAAGUGGUGAAGUCUUGACUUUCAGUGUAUCUAAAUAGUGUACAUUGUACCCAUUAUGUAAUUUCUCAUCAAUUUCUCCCUCCCUCACUUCCAAGUCUCUGAUGUCUGUCAUCCUCUUCUUUGUUCAUGUGUACACAUUAUUCAGCUCCUACUAAUAACUGAAAUCUUGGUAUGUGAGUUUCUGUUUGAGUUGUUUCACUUAAGAUAAUGGCCUCUGGUUCCACUCAUGUUGCUGCAAAAAUCUAAGAAUUUUAAUAGGUUUAUAUUACUUGGAUAUUCAUUUGAAUUCAUAGUAACUUUUCCCUUAAUUCAAUUGUCAUAUUGUUGCUAAUGCUUGUAACAUUUUAGAUGGAAGUGUGUAAAAAAAUUCUGUCCAAACUACCAAAUUCAUUUAAAAUUUUAAAAAGGAAAAUGUAGAGUAAUGUGUGUAAAUUGCAGAAUUAUAACUGUUAACUAAAUUGAAAAUUUUUAAUGAGCUGGGAAAUAAAAUGCUUGCCAGUUUGCUAAAAAACAUAGAAGUGCAAGUUUUAAUUUCCUCUCUAAAUUUUUAACCAAUAUUCUGAAAAUUUUGAAUACAGUGAUCGUUGUUUUUGUAACAUGAAUUAAUACAUAUGUGAAAUCUUUAUGUAGAAGUGUUACUAUAUGGAUUUCAGUAUUUUGCUUCCUGAACAAUAUUUUAUGAUGAUUUAAAAUGAAGCCUUGCACGUCAGUUUCAGGUACAUUUAUUGGAGGAAGAUCAAGGCAAAGUGGUUUUUCAGGCAGUUGAAUUAAUUGAUUAACUAAUUGGUCUAUCAGUUGGGACUUUUUAAUUGCAAAUGUCAGAAACACAACAUAAAGUGGUUUAAAAAUAUAACUGAAAACAUCUGAGAUAAUGGCUUAUGGCUUUGUGAAAUCCCUGUCUAUACCACAUAAUUUGGUUCUUUAUUCUCAGGUGGUUUUCUAAAUAAUAUGAAACAUACACUAUAUAAUUUACUGCUCCCACUUUAUAUUUUAUGUUUUGUAAAUUCAGAGGAAAGAGAGUGCCUCUAUCCCAAUAUUUUCACUGAAAACCAUAGUUCUAACUCUUAUUAAGCCUGUUAUAAAAUAUAUCUUCAUUUUCAGAUUCAAUUACUGUGGCCCAUGUGAAUGUACUUUGUAUUAAUCAGGCCUACUUAACUUGUCCACACCUGGAACCAGGUCAGCCCCACCCAAACUCCAUGAAUGAGAAUAAGGGAGGGGUGUAUUCCCCACAGGAUGGGGAACAGAUGUUGGAUACACCCAAACAAUAGAUCGUUGUGUUUAUUAUUUUUGGCAGUUUUCCUCUUUAGCAAAUGAGUAAGAUAAAGACACUAAAGAUUUGUGCCCAAAUUAUGUAAAAUUUGGAUACUUGUUUAUUAAUAAUUAGCUGUGGAAUUGUAAAGGGUCAGAUUUUCAGGGAACCUUAAAGUGUAGCUAGAUAAGACCCUUAAAAUAUUGCCAACCAUAGUUAUUUUUAACCACUUGUGAAAUACACUGUAAGUAACAUACACUAAAAAUAAUUCUAAAAUUUGAUAUUUGUUGUAAUAAUAAUUAGGAUAAUAGUAAUACCCGUUGGUCUCAUCUUUGUUCCAGUAUAUUCCCUAGGUGAGGAAGGAAAGGGUAGGUCACAUCAUCUACAUCAUUUCUUUUCUUCGUUGCAUUAGGAAGAAUUGAGCUGAGAACUACUAUUCUGCCAUACCUGUCAGCCUCGCCAAAAUUGUCUUUGUUUUUUUUUUUUUUUUUUUUUAACAAAAAAUAGUUUUAUACUGUUUUCAUCAUAAUGCUUAGCUUUGGCUUUCUUUAUCAUAUUGGUGUCUUUCCAGAUGUGCUUCAGUAUGUAUUGAGCCUGAAUUGACCCUGCCCAUCUCCCACUCAAGCAUUCCCUGUCACUCUUCCUGCUUUUUCUCUAUAACAGUUCAACACAAUUUGGCACAAAAUGCUUUACUUAUUCAUGCUGAUUGUCUUCUUUCUAGAAUAUGAAGCCAAAGAAGACAGAAUGUUUUUGUCUGGUUCACCACUUUAUUUCUAGCACUGGCAUGGUGCCUGUUGUAGUGUAGGCCCUCAGUGACUAUUGAGUGACCAAUAUGUAAAGUGCAAAAAUGAACAAACACUUGGAAGCUGUAUCAGGACAUCAUAGAUUUGAGUAGUAGUAUUUUUUUGUUUAAUGUACUACUCUAAUGGUUUCAGUUUACACUAUAGAUACUGUGUUCCUGAAAAUAUGUAAAAUAUUACCAGAAUAGUGGUUAAAUUAUUUAUAUAUAGUUUCAAGUUAUGGAGGUAAAAGUUAAUAAAUUACAAAUUGCAGGCUAUUAUCAUUCACAAACGUAAGUACAAAUGAUUUAUCCUAGGAAUUCAGAGAUAGUUUAAUAUUAAAAAUUCAGCUGUGGUAAUUUACCAUACGUUUAAGUUAAAGAAAAGUUGGUGACAUCCUCUCAAUAGUUUGAGAGAAGAUGUGAUAAAAUUCAGCACCAAUAAUGAUAAACUCUUAGCAAAUUAAAGUGUCUUGGUGAAGUUAUGAUCCAAAAAUCUAAUUUGAACAUCAACCAUAAUGUGUUAGGAACAUUACCUUUAAAACAAAGAACAAGAAAAGAAUGGCUAUAAUCACCAUUUCUAUUGAACUUGGUACUGGAUGCUCUAACUAGCACACUCAGAUAAAAGAGAAGUAAACGAAUAAAGGAUUAGAAAGUAAGAAACAGUCAUUAUUUUCAAAUAACACAAUUAUUUAAGAACUCAAAAGUUUUGCACAUACCAUCAACAUACUGUUGCAGCUUUUUUAUUCCUGUAAUUCAGCAGGCAGGAGUGUUACAGCUGUUUUAUUCCCACUGCCCUGCAGCUCAGUGAGCAGGAGCAUUAGCAACUGUUUCACUCCGACAUUUCAGCAAGUUGCAGGUUCUUUUCCCACAACCAAGAGGAAUAAGGUACUGGGACAUUGGAGAAGGGGGUAAGGCAGGGUAAAAUAUAUUGAGCGAAAGACAAGCUCUCGACACAAGAGGGGACCCGAAAGUGAGUAGUUGUUUUUGAGGCUAGUCUGUGGUUUAAAUGGACUUUGAAUGGGGGAAUGUGUGCCAUUUAGUUUAUGGAUGGGCUUGGAAAAGACACCAUUUGAUUGGUUAAAAGGCAUCAUUCAGAAAGAACCAAUUGAGAGAAAGUGAGUAAGAUGGUGAUGGAAGUUCUUACUCUGGUUCAUGAAUUCUGUCUGUAACUUGUAGGGUGGUUUUCCAGGCUUUAGGAUGUCCUUGGCUUGAAGGUAGAGUUUCACUGGGGACCUGCCCCUGUCUGCCUAGGAAUUUGUCUGUCUACUGUCACUAUCAAUACUUAGAUGUUUUUAUUUCAACAUAAAUGUGACAAACUUAGAAGAUCCAAAUGCUGUGUUUUAUGAAAUUGAAUCAAACUAAAUGACGUAUGUGUGUACCUUUGAUCUCUCCUUUCAUCUUAAGAGAUAUGUGACUAUUUUAAUUCAUUUUCCUUGCAGUAAAUUUGACAUUUUCAUGUAUUCAUAUGUGUUAUACUUUUCUUCAUUAUUAGACAUAGCUCAAAAAUACUAAGGAAAAAUGCUUAUUAAAAAAA
Molecule: messenger RNA, 5486 nt
Organism: Sapajus apella (tufted capuchin)
Lineage: Eukaryota; Metazoa; Chordata; Mammalia; Primates; Cebidae
Gene: CRPPA
Product: CDP-L-ribitol pyrophosphorylase A
Exons: 10
Coding region: 59-1327 (422 amino acids)
Biological process (GO): isoprenoid biosynthetic process; protein O-linked glycosylation via mannose
Cellular component (GO): cytosol
Molecular function (GO): D-ribitol-5-phosphate cytidylyltransferase activity
Source: RefSeq, a predicted model, not a curated record